This is a messenger RNA of Ornithorhynchus anatinus (platypus), 2742 nucleotides long. It is a transcript of the gene EXOC3L2, whose product is annotated as exocyst complex component 3 like 2. Gene Ontology annotation, biological process: exocyst localization; exocytosis. Gene Ontology annotation, cellular component: exocyst. The transcript is spliced from 12 exons. The coding region runs from base 68 to 2530 and encodes 820 amino acids. NCBI's taxonomy places the organism in Eukaryota, Metazoa, Chordata, Mammalia, Monotremata, Ornithorhynchidae. Gene Ontology annotation, molecular function: SNARE binding. The record is from RefSeq and is a predicted model, not a curated record.
CCUCUGGCCGGGCUGGACGCUCACAAGUGACCAGAGGGAAGAAGGCAGCGGGACAGCAGGCUGGACCAUGUCCACCUUGAGGAAUUUCCGCAGCCCCGGGCCCAGGGAUCCGCCUCGCCCCACCACCCUGCAGCUGAAGCCCACCAGGAGUGACAAUCCCUUUGAAGCCUCGGCCACCACAGAGGAGGAGGAGGAGGAAGAGGGGGAGAGGAGGGAGGGGGCCGGGGGGAGCCGGUCCAGCUCCUGGGAGGACCCCAGCCCCUCGCUGCCCAACGGAGGCAGCUACCGCCGUGCCACGCUGGAGAAGCUGGUGGGCCUGUCUCCCUUCCGGCUGGGCAAGAGUCCUUCGCGUAGGGGCAGCCCGGGCGAGGGCGAGCCUCGCUCCUUCCUAGACCGGGUGUUGGGCUCCGGACCAGGCCCUCGCCGCAGCUCCGAGGAUUUCAGCCUCCUGCAGAGGCUCAACGGGAGGCCGCCCAAAUGGAGCCUGGGCAGCCUGCUGGAGCCCGAGACCCCGACCCGCCUGCCCCUGCCCUUCCUCCGCCUGGGCCGCGGCCCCAAGCCCCGUCGCGCCUCCCUGGUGGAUCGUCUGCUGCCCGCGGCGCCGGCUCCGGCCCCCGCCUCGGCCCCCAAACCUCCGGAGCCCCCGCAGGCCAAGGAGCCAUUGUCUGUUCUGGAGAUCCUGGAGCUAAUCCAGCAGCGAGAGCUGGCCCGGGCCGACGAGCACAUCUUGGAACUGGAGGCCGAGGAGUUGGCAGCGGGCUCCGCGCCGGCCGGAGCGGGCAGGGCCGGGGGCCGGCGUGCACGGGAUGUGGCGUUGCUGUAUGAGGCUCUGCAGCGGGAGCUCUGGACCGUGGUGGCCGAGACCCUGGCGGCCCCCGGAGCGGCUGGGGGGCCCGGGGGACCCCUGGCUCAGCUCGGGCAGGUGCUGAAGCAGGAGGAGGCGGCUGACCGGCGGCGGGGACCUGGAGGCUCACGGGAGCUGCGGGCCCACUGGGCGGAGGCUGUGUGCCGGGUGGCGGGCGAGCGCCUGGCAGGGGCGGGGGCGGGGACGGAGUCGGGCGGGGGGCUGGCCAGCCGGCUGGAGGGCUUGCAACGCCGCCUGCUAGAGGACUUGGGCGCCGUGCGCUCCCGCCUGGCCCCCGCCUACCCGCCCUGCCUGGGCGCCUUCAGAGUCUAUCUCCGGGGCUACCACGGAGGCCUGGCGGCCUGGAUGAGGUCCACCGCUUGCCAGGGACUGCUGCUGCCCGACCGCCUCGCCCUGCUACACUGGCACAACCACGUGUACCCACGGGAGAUCUUGGGCAGGGCAGACCUGGCAGCCCUGGAGGGCACAGAUGAGCUGGGGCCCCUGCUGGCCCCCCCGACCCUGAGAAGGCUGGAGGAUGAAUGUGUCACCGAUGUCAAGGCCCAGACCCGGGCGGCGCUGCUGCAAACCCUGCAGGAGGAAGAGGAGCGCUGGGCGGCACCGGCCCGGCCCGAGGACGAGACCGGCAGCCUGGCCCGGACCGUGUGCGGGUUGCUGGAGGAGCACACGGAGCGAGCCCCCAGUGUCAGCCCCGAGUUCCAGGAGCGGGUGACCCUCUGCUGCCUGGGGGCCCUGGCCGAGUUCCUGCAGAGUUUCCAGCAGCGCGUGGAGCGUUUCCACGAGAAUCCCAGCACGCGGGACCUGCCGCCGGACAGUUACACGUGCAGGACCAUCACCCUGGUCAACUGCUGCCCCCCUGUUCGGGUGCUGGCAGAGCAGCUGGCCCGGGCAGGGCCGCUGGAGAGCGAAGCCAUGCGGGAGACGGCCGCCUCGGCGUUGGAGCGGGUGACCCGGCUGUGCCACCGCGUGCUGGCCGACAGGCUGUUCCUGGAGUUGCAGCCCCAUUUCAACAAGUUGAUGAAGCGGAAGUGGCUGAACAGCUCGGAGGCAUUUGACAGUAUCUUGGGGACACUGGGGGCCCAGGCCCUGACCCUGCGCCGCAUGCACAGUGAGCCCUAUCAGGUGCUGAUGUCGGAGCUGCACCGCCGCGUGCUGGUGGAGUACGUGCGCCGCCUGCUACGGGGCCGGCUCAGCUGCCGCUCCGCACGCUCCCGGGCCCGCGUGGCCGCCAAGCUGAGGGACGAAGCCACCCAGCUACAACGCCUCUUCCGACGCCUGGAGUCACAGGCCUCGUGGCUGGACGCGGUGGUCCCCCACCUGGCCGACGUCCUGCAGCUGGAGGACACGCCCAGCAUCCAGGUGGAGGUCGGAGGGCUGGUCCGAGAUUACCCCGACAUCAGGAGGAAGCACGUGGCGGCCCUGCUGGACGUGCGGGGCCUGCACGGCGCCGCCGCUCGACACGAGAUCCUGGCCGUGGCGCGGGACCUGGAACAGAGCGGGGGGCCGGGGGCGCCCCCCCGGGACCGCGCCUUCUUCGCCGACAUCCCUGUGCCCCGUCCGCCCCUGUGCCUCGGCCUGCACCUGGCCCGGCUCCCCAUGGCCCACCUCCCCGCGGCCCGCCUCCCACGCCUUAGGCUGCCCCCGAGGCCACGGGCCCAGCCGUGAGCCGGGCUCCGCUUGGCGUGGUCUGCCAGGCUGCCGUCCGCGCCGGGGACCACCGGGCCCCCGCUUCGCCCAGCACUUUACCUGCCGUGGCAGCCCCUGGCCAGCUGCCCCUUGCGCCCCGGCCCUUCGGUGCCCCCCCGCCCCGCUCCCCGGCCUGCAGGGCACUAUGAAGGGUCUGCACCGAGGUGAAUAAAGACGUUUAUUUAACAAGA